AUCCAUUUUCCCACUGUUUUACGCAUUACAGUCUCUGUGCUGUCUCUCUCUACUCCUCAUUGGUGACUCUUGCUUUCCCUGAUCGGAAACAAAACCCCAUUUCUCCCCACCAUAACCAACACUGUCCCCAAGCCCCAAUCCCAAACUGUAACAAAAAUGGCAAGGGAAAAGAUUCAGAUCAAGAAAAUCGAUAACGCCACGGCCAGGCAGGUCACUUUCUCCAAACGCCGAAGAGGGCUCUUCAAGAAAGCAGAGGAACUCUCCAUUCUUUGCGAUGCUGAUGUUGCUCUCGUCAUCUUCUCCUCCACUGGGAAGCUCUUUGACUAUGCUAGCUCAAGCAUGAAGGAGAUAUUAGAAAGGCGUAAUUUGCACUCAAAGAACCUAGGGAAGUUGGAGCAACCGUCUCUUGAGUUGCAGCUUGUAGAGGAUGUCAACCACUCCAGGUUGAGCAAGGAAAUAGGCGAGAAAAGUCACCUACUGAGGCAAAUGAGGGGGGAGGAACUCCAAGGAUUAAGUAUUGAAGAAUUACAGCGUCUAGAAAAGUCUCUUGAAGCUGGAUUAACCCGUGUCAUAGAGAGGAAGGGUGAAAGGAUAAUGGCAGAAAUCAAUGACCUUCAAACAAAGGGAAUCAAAUUGAUGGAAGAGAACGAACGGCUGAGACAGCAAGUUUCACAGUUAUCUAAUGGCCGGAAACAAGUUGCUGCUGAUUCGGAGAAUGUGAUCUACGAGGAAGGCCAGUCAUCAGAGUCUGUAACCAAUGUUUGCAUCUCCAAUGGCACUCCAGACGAGUAUGAUGAUAGUUCUGAUACGUCCUUGAAGUUGGGAUUACCGUAUGGAGGUUAAGAGGGAAGACUAAACAAUGGUCGUAGUUUCGGGAAUUUUGGCUCAUUAACGGAAUCCGAAGUUAACUCAUUGUGCGUCUAUAUAUGUACGAAGUUACAAGAACUCUUUACAAUAUGCGUACGCUUGACAAGCCCAUGAGAACUUUAUUAAGUCCACUAAUUAUGUUCAGCUUGUAUUUUCUCCCUUUUUCCGAUGCUUUGUGUUGCACAAACCAAUGUUCGCCUUGCUUGGGGCAGGCAUGGAUAUGGUCAUA
Rubroshorea leprosula is the source of this 1096-nucleotide messenger RNA. The record is from the annotation of a GenBank genome assembly. Lineage: Eukaryota; Viridiplantae; Streptophyta; Magnoliopsida; Malvales; Dipterocarpaceae.